Labrus bergylta (ballan wrasse) is the source of this 903-nucleotide messenger RNA. NCBI's taxonomy places the organism in Eukaryota, Metazoa, Chordata, Actinopteri, Labriformes, Labridae. The record is from RefSeq and is a predicted model, not a curated record.
AUGACAGACGGCAGGAAUGUCAAAGAGCCGUCUGACGCCUCCAAAGAGUGCACAGCUUCGGACUGGGUGACCGCCACAGAUAUCAGAGUGACCCUGAACAGGCUCAACACGUUCGGAGACGAGGUUUUCAACGACCCCAAGGUCCUCAAGUCCUACUACUACGCUAUCUCCGACUUUGCUGUGGGAGGAAGGUGUAAGUGUAACGGCCACGCCAGCGAGUGUGUGAAGAGCGGCGGAGGACGGCUGGUGUGUAACUGCAAACACAACACGGAGGGCGACGACUGCAACGUCUGCAAACCGUUCUACAACGACCGGCCGUGGAGGAGAGCGACCGCCGACAACCCCAACGAGUGUCUGCAGUGCGACUGUAACGGGAAGAGCGCCCAGUGCUACUUCGACGCCGAGCUGUACCGGGCCACGGGUCACGGAGGUCACUGCAGAAACUGUGCCGACAACACGGACGGGUCCAACUGUGAGCGCUGCCUGGACAACUACUACAGAGACCAGAGCGGCGCCCGCUGCCUGCCCUGCGGCUGCAACACCGUCGGCUCAGAGUCUCCACAAUGUGACAACAGAGGAGUGUGUGCGUGUAAACCCGGAGUGACCGGAGAGAAGUGUGACCGCUGCCAGCCGGGUUUCCACAGUCUGACCGAGGCCGGCUGCAGGCCGUGCUCUUGCUCGCCCUCAGGCAGCACUCAGGAGUGUGACGUGAACACAGGACAGUGUCGCUGCAAAGAAAACGUGGAGGGAUUCAGCUGUGACAGGUAACCACCCCCCCCCCCACACACACACACACACACACACACACACACACACACACAGAGCUGUCAGCAGGACCCCAUUAACCCUGUGCUGUGUAUGAGUGUGUUACAUGAUGAGGAUGACAGGUCAUAUUAAAGAAGA